UAGUGUAUAAACUGUGGCCGGAAUGUCGAAACGUUCGGGAUAUUUUCAGCUGAAGCAACCGCUAGCGUCCAAGAAACCGAAACUCGACAUCGAAAUCAUACCCAGCCAGCAGUACCAUCCGGUACAACCCAGCACUUCGAAAGCUACGAAACCUAAUGCACCAAAUGGUGCCGUUAAAAGCUCGGUAGAAAAUCUAUGGGACGACGACGAUGAUGACAUUAUUGUGCUUGCCUCACAAGCCGUCGAAGCGUUCGAGGCGGACAUUACGUUCGGCAAGUUCAGUCGGAGCGUAAACUCUAGCACGCAACUUACGACGGAAGUCGUCACGACCGGUCACGGCAGAACCAAAGGUCCGGUCAAGGUACCGGACAAACUGGUGGCAGAACUGUUUGCGGACGGCGAGGAUGACUUGUUUUCGGAAAAGUUGGACGAUAAUUAUCGAACCUUUGAUAACGCAAUCAACGACUACUUCAACAACAACGAUGAUGACUUCAAUCUGGAUGAGUUCCGGCAGCAGCAACAGGCACCGCUGGUUGGUGGUAGGCGUGAGUCUGUUCCGGCUAACGAUGUUCUCUUCGAGGAAGAGUUUAAAGUACCACCAACACCACCGGUAGUGAAGUUGGAGGAAGAAAUGGUGGGAAAACUGAUUCCUAAACAAGAAGAAACGCCUUUCAUUUCGCGACUAGGGAAGUUCAGGCCAAAAACAUCAUCCGUACAAUCAUCUAAAGUUAUACCACCUACUCCUACUCCACCACCACCGGCUCCUCAAGCAGUACCAUCCGUAACGGCAAAAGUACCGUCCACUCAAAAGCAAGAGCAAGCAAAAGACAUUCAGGUAAAAUUUCUCACCAAACACGUCGAACAGCUGGUGAAGAAAGUGGACAGCUUGCAGAAGGAUUUUAACGAAGCGGUAGAAAAGGUCCAGGUAAAGGAUGGUGAAGUUUCCAUGUUGCGGUACGAGCUUAAAAUGGUCAAAACCACCAACGAGCAGCUACGGUUGGAGAAGAUCCGGGAAAAAGAAACGAUCCAGAAGGAAUGGAUCGAAAAAAUGAACAAUCUCGAGAAAACUAUCUCAGCGCAGAAGGUGGAGAACGAAUUUAGGGAGAUGGAGAUAAUGAAUCUAAAAACGAAGCGUCUUCAUGCUUCGCUACGAUCUGUGGACGUUCCGUCUACUUCGACAGCGCCGGAACAGGUCACCAUAACGGAGGAUAGCUUCCUUCUGUCCGAUAUGAUGCCGAGACUUGCGCUCACAGAACAGGUGGACCACCAGCACGAAGCGCUCCAUAUCGAUCCGCUGCUGUUCGUAAAUCCAACCGACAGUUCCGCCCAAGGACGCAAGCUGCGAAAAUAUUCUCGAAUCACACGGAACGAGUUUGCGAUUGCUGAUCAGCUCGUUUUGCUGCAAACCAUCCUCUCGCAGUUGCUUGGCGACGCCUCUUCCUAUGGUGUUGGGUCGGAAAAGCUACUGAUAACGGCGGAUAAGUACCCUAUCGUAGCCAUAGCAACGGAGAAAGCUUUAAACGAGAUCGUGCUGUACUGUCAACGGUUGGGACAGCAGAACGAAGCUGAAUUAAGGGCUAGUAGCGCAUCCGGGCGAUCGAGUGAACGAAGCGUACAAGGGCGUCAAAGGAGUAAGAUGGAGCUUAGUGCACCGGUCAAUAUUUUUCAGCAGGAAAAACUAUUCGUUGGUGAGCAGGCGAUCGUUAUACGGCGUUUCCUAGCGCUGGCAGGCUUGUACUGUAGAAUAUCGGAUCAAUUGAUUGUCGAAGGAUUGCUGAAGAAAGGGCUAGUGUCACGGCUGGCGAGUGAUAUCAAAAAAAUUAGCAAUGCUAGCUUCCUGAUCGCACUGCACGGCAUGAUUACGGGUGCAGCAGCUUUUCUAAAUGGGAUUAGCUUCCGUUCGACCAGGAUCAAACAGUACGGCGAAAAUGGUCCCCAGCUGAUCGAACUCUUCCGCUCGAUCGUACUCUGUCAAACCGAUGCACCAUCCUCACUAGUCGAGCUGUCCGACUUUCUACGCCGCCUGUCACAAAUCACGGGUGGAACCGCAAACAACCUACUAAACCGUCUCUGUAUUAGUCAUCAACCGGUCGAAAAUCAGCCGGCCCGUAGGCAGUAUCGAUUAAAAUCGAUCAGCUUUUCCCAGGAAACCUGUACGCUGCAGAUGUACGCAGCACUGCUGGAAGCUUCCGUUCGGCAACAUGUACCGUACGAAGGAUGGCAGUUGAAACCGUUGCUGAAAAACACCGAAAAUACAAUCCAUUUCCUCAGAAAUGUGCUGCUGCAACCGGUCGGAUGGAUAAAAUCGUUUUACGAUCGAAAUGAUCCGACCGGGUGCGAACUGUGCCACAUCCGGACGGUGGCGGCGUUCGUCGCGCUGCUGCACCGUGUAUUGCUGUGCUGGAUUCAACGAACGGUGCAGGAUGAAGAAGAUGUAAGAAGAAUUCAACGAAUCUCGCAACACGCGACUCUACUACUGUACGAUCUGUUUCAAACCGCGUACCACAAGAAAUUGUUACGGCUCGGUGGCCACACGGUACGGUACCGACUGCGCGCAGUGUACAAUUGGCUUAAGAUGUACGAGAAAGCAUUCCACUUCCAGCGCGUUCACAGCAUCACGCUCGGAAUGCUCGAUAUGCGGCUUCUAAUGAGUGAUCCGCUACGUGCUUCGCUUGAGACGGAAAGUGAAGAGAUGGAGCAGGAAAAGAAGGCGGGUACAAGCGAAGAUGAUCGUAAGAUUGAAAGUAAAGCAAUAGUGGGAGAAUUGUUUACUGGGUUCUUCGCUACGUACCACAGCAAUAAUGCUACCCUCUUAGAAUAG
Messenger RNA from Anopheles maculipalpis, 2821 nucleotides. RefSeq lists its product as uncharacterized. Gene Ontology annotation, biological process: DNA damage checkpoint signaling; DNA repair. The transcript is spliced from 5 exons. The coding region runs from base 23 to 2821 and encodes 932 amino acids. NCBI's taxonomy places the organism in Eukaryota, Metazoa, Arthropoda, Insecta, Diptera, Culicidae. The record is from RefSeq and is a predicted model, not a curated record.